AUGAGGAUCAAGGACCAGCUCUCAAGUGCCAACGCCUCCGACGUCUCUCACUUUGGCUUUGUCGGUCGCACCGUCGCCAGCCGAACCCAGCGCCAAUCCGUUCAGCACGAAGCUCUGAUGAACAAGUAUGGAGUGAAGCCAGAUGCUGAAACCCUUGACAUUGCCAACACAGCAGCUAUCAAGAAAUCUAUUACAGUUAGUGAUGAAGAUAUAUUGGGGAGAUCCUCGUGA
Molecule: messenger RNA, 231 nt
Organism: Microthlaspi erraticum
Lineage: Eukaryota; Viridiplantae; Streptophyta; Magnoliopsida; Brassicales; Brassicaceae
Source: the annotation of a GenBank genome assembly